Cyprinus carpio (common carp) is the source of this 4948-nucleotide messenger RNA. RefSeq names its product thyroid hormone receptor alpha-A. Bases 590 to 1831 code for a protein of 413 amino acids. Gene Ontology annotation, biological process: cell differentiation; positive regulation of transcription by RNA polymerase II; retinoic acid receptor signaling pathway. Gene Ontology annotation, molecular function: nuclear receptor activity; RNA polymerase II cis-regulatory region sequence-specific DNA binding; zinc ion binding. Lineage: Eukaryota; Metazoa; Chordata; Actinopteri; Cypriniformes; Cyprinidae. The transcript is spliced from 10 exons. The record is from RefSeq and is a predicted model, not a curated record.
UUCUAUACCAUCAGCUUGUCCUUACCGUGAAAGGGGUGGAGCGAUUAUAGUAAAGCUCGUGUGUUUUCCUGUUGUGGCAGGCGAAACCUAAUCGUUUUCACUCACAGACAAACAAAAUAUGUAUUAACCGCCUUUAAGCGCAUAUAUUCCGAAUACAGGCUAUUCUUUUAACUAGUUCUUAGCGGUCUGAAAGAGUAUAACAACCCGACGAAAGGCGAUUCGCGACGAAGACCGCUCGUUAAGAAGACUGGUGGGACUUCAGUGGACCGUCUCGGUUUUUGGAAGCAGUUUGUCAUUCUUCCCAAGGAAGUGGCCUAUCUCCUAAGAGCACAGAACUGUGACAGACAAACGGGCCCAAGAACAAGAUGGAUUGGGCUGAGGACCGGUUGUGCUGCCUGGGAAAGGGUGGUUGCCCACUGGAAAGGCGUAAAGGCGUCUGAUCCAGAGGCAGAAAUACAUGUGGGGGUAUGUCACCAUGAGCCGUCCUAUAGCAGCCGACAGAUACUCACCCUGCGUAUGCUGAGCAAAGCGGCGAGGGUCGUGUCCACCUCAGUCUCCUGUGAUUGGUCGCUGGAUGGAAUCAAGGUGAAUGGAACACAAAGAGCAGGAGCUUAACCUGCCAGAGGGAGAUGAGACACGGUGGCCGAAUGGAGUGAAGAGAAAAAGAAAGAACAGUCAAUGCUCUAUGAAGAGCACUUCUGUGAAGAUCAUCUCUGUUCCAGGGUAUGUUCCCAGCUACCUGGAGAAAGAUGAGCCAUGUGUGGUAUGUGGGGACAAGGCCACGGGCUACCAUUACCGCUGCAUCACAUGUGAGGGCUGCAAGGGUUUCUUUAGGAGGACAAUACAGAAGAAUCUUCACCCUGCCUAUUCCUGCAAAUAUGACAGCUGUUGCAUCAUUGAUAAAAUCACCCGCAACCAGUGCCAGCUGUGCCGCUUCAAGAAGUGCAUCUCGGUGGGCAUGGCCAUGGACUUGGUGCUGGAUGAUUCAAAGCGUGUGGCCAAGAGGCGUCUGAUCGAGGAAAACCGGGAACGGAAGAAGAAAGAGGAGAUGGUGAAAACACUGCACAAUCGGCCUGAGCCCACCGUCUCGGAGUGGGAGCUGAUUCGAAUGGUGACGGAGGCUCACCGCCACACCAAUGCCCAGGGCCCUCACUGGAAACAGAAACGCAAGUUCCUACCAGAAGACAUCGGGCAGUCUCCAGCCCCCACAUCAGACAACGACAAAGUGGACCUGGAGGCCUUCAGUGAGUUCACCAAGAUCAUCACCCCUGCCAUCACACGAGUUGUGGACUUUGCCAAAAAGCUGCCCAUGUUCUCUGAGCUGCCCUGUGAAGACCAGAUCAUCCUGCUGAAAGGCGGCUGUAUGGAGAUCAUGUCCUUGCGUGCAGCGGUGCGGUACGACCCGGAGAGCGAGACGCUGACCCUGAGCGGGGAGAUGGCUGUCAGUCGAGAGCAGCUGAAGAACGGAGGGUUAGGAGUGGUGUCUGAUGCCAUCUUUGAUUUGGGCAAGAGCCUGUCACAGUUCAACCUGGAUGACUCCGAGGUGGCGCUGCUGCAGGCUGUACUGCUCAUGAGCUCAGAUCGUUCCGGACUCACGUGUGUGGAAAAGAUCGAGAAGUGUCAGGAGAUGUACUUGUUAGCAUUCGAGCACUACAUCAACCAUCGCAAGCACAACAUCUCACACUUCUGGCCCAAGCUGCUGAUGAAGGUGACGAACCUGCGCAUGAUCGGCGCCUGUCAUGCCAGCCGCUUCCUGCACAUGAAAGUGGAGUGUCCCACAGAACUCUUCCCCCCGCUCUUCCUAGAGGUCUUCGAGGAUCAGGAGGUGUGACCGAGAGCAAAAGGGGAACUCGGGGAGGGAAAACUGAUCGUGAAUUUGUUUUCGCAAAGCAUUUGUAUUUUUUGCCUCCUCAUGCAAUGCCGAUCCGGGACAUGUACUUAAUUUUGCACCGUCAGCUCUGUCUAGCAUAUGUUUUGGGUUGUCGGCCUCCACAUCUUUGGACCCUACAGUCACUUGCCAUUCAGAUUCCUCCCACAGACGGACAAAAAGCUAGCAUGCAUCAACCUACCUCUCAUACCGACAUACCUCCCAACCUCAGAAGGAGCUUAUUUUAAAAGAGUGACGAAGAAACCCACACAUUCAAAAGCUGUUGUUGUAAGUACAGAGGAAACGUCUAUGAGCAACAUCGAACACCUGCAGUUGGGCUCUACACGGUUAACCUAAUUUUUCUCUUACUACAGUAGUAUUUCAGCAUUCAUCUUCCUCUUUACACACAUAGAAUAUAUCCUGUGUGAACAUUACUACCGGUGUGCACUCGUACACUCUGUACAUACAUUAAUAUGAUGUGUGAACUUCUCAUACCUCAUAUACACCAGCAUACAGACAUACAUGUAGCAGCAUGUCCAUACAUGUAUGUAUGCGUACUAUUCUGCCUGCAUUAAGCCAUUUAUCUUCUUACAAUGCAGCGUCUACAGUCCUCACAUACCUUCCUAUCUACCAUAUCCACUUGUAUGUUACUUAAGCUGAACAUUUUGUGACCUCAUUUUCUAAAUAGCCUCUUGUCGCUUUCUGGCGUGUGACCCAUAUAGCUGUGGUGAGGUAUUUCCUCCUGUAUUCAUCUGUCCUUGUGUUGUCCGUUUGGGCAGACAGAUUGAUGUACAUAUGUAUUAGGCCAUAUGCUGUGGUUUGAGACACAUCCGUCUCCUUAUUUUGGCCUUCAAAUCGCUCAUUGUGCUCCAAUUGACCUGGCUCAUCAGAUAGUAGUACCAUAUGGUAUUACAUAGAACUUCAGAGAAUAAUAUGGUAUUAUAAAACAUGGUAGUGCCAUGGUAUUUAUUUUAGGAGAAUAUUACCCCUGAAAUCCAUCCAUCAUGCCAUUUAUGUGGACAAAUUAGCAGUACAGGGUGGUGAAUGAUUCCUGAAAUCAGAAUUUGACAGAUGAUAACAAAAACAGAAACUAAGGGUUAGAUCAUUAGAGUAAUAGGUUACAUUGGGGCUAAACAUCAAAAUGACCACUUCAACAAAAGGGGUUAAACAAUUUUCUGUUUAUUUAAUUGUGUUAUAUGGAAAUAUGAUUAAAUACUAAAAUUAUUUUAGUAUCGUAUUUAAAAAUGUGUUUUUGCUACAUUUUUUCACACAUUAAUCUCCAUUGUUAUUGGAGCAGUCAGUUCAAAACUCAAAAUUUGAAAACUCUGUCAACAUUUACUCACCCUCAAGUUGUUCCUGUUGAGCACUUAAUAAGGGCCUUAUAUAUCAACAGUGCAUAUGCACAGAUGUGUGCGUAAUGAGAGCAUAAGCACAGUUUCACACAAAGUGUGUGAUCUACCAACUUAUACUUAUAUGUAGGAAUAUGUGUAAAUAUAAGCACAAAAUAUAGAAACUUUUCUACGCACUGUUGAUAAAAGAGGCCCCAAAUAUUUUGGAGAAUGUUAGUAACCAAACAGUUGACGGUACCCAUUGACUUCCAUUGUAUGGAGAAAAAAAAAUACCCUGGACCAUCAACUGUUGGGAUACCAGCAUUCUCCAAUAUAUACUCUUUUGUGUAUAGAUAUGUAAAGAUAUGUUGCUACUUUCAGCUAAAAUAAAAGUCAACUAAAAGUAUUUACCUAAUACAAAUUUUUCCCAAUUACGGAUUCAUUCAUUUACUAAUUGCUAGUUUUCUGAAAAUCAAGUUUUUGUUGCAAAAUAUAUGAUAAAAUUUCAGGGAUUCUCAUUAGUUACAUCUGCAACAUUUACAAUAAAAAAUAAAUAAAUAAAUAAAUAAUAAAUGACUUCAAAUAAUUAGCUUUAUUUUGCAGUGCAUAACAACAAACAGGUUGUUAUGCACUGCAUAAGGAGGAAGGACUUUUAGCCCCAUUGUACCCUACAUCUCUGCUGAUUUUGAAAGUAGAGAACUUACAAUCUCCACAACCUUCUUAGAAGAGGAAAUGAAAUGAGUGUCACUUACCUCUCCAUGUCUUCAAACAGACUCUACCUCACCCCUCGUCUGUGUAUCACAGUCUACAAAGCACUUUUUUCCACUCACCUGCUCAUGCAUAUAUAUUCUUGCUUAAACCUGUACAUAAACAUGCACACAUGUACACUACAAAGUCACAUGCGUGUGAUAGCAACCUCUCUCAUGUGUGUGUGUGUAUACUGCUUUCCCUUUCACUUGUGAUGUGGGACCAAGUGUCAGUCUUGUUCCCUGUUUCUGAGGACAGUAAGAAUGUGCCGGACUGAAUGAAUUUCACUGUGCUGUGACAGAGCUUACCGAUUGCUUAGCAGAUUAUUUUGCUUUAGAGAAGCAGCACAGGAAGAUGGCUCCUGAGUAACACGAACCUCAUUUUUUGUCAGUCCAGUUCCAUGGUCCCUGUGCCUCCAAACCUGACCUGUUCAUGUGCGCCCGUACAUCUCACACAAGAACUUUACAUGAACUCUUCCCCAGCAAAAGACACAGCCAGACUCCCAAAGUAGUUUAACCAGAUACAUUUUUCUGGUUCAGAUGCAUAGCAGGGUUUCAAUGUCCUUUUUGACUGAUACUAUGUCAGUAUGGCUCCAGGAAGUGACACGCAGCCUCCAUUUAAAGUGACACAGAGGAACAAAAGGGCAGAAAGGACAGACUCACUGUGACUAGCUAAACUCAGGCACGGAGCUCCCAUGAGGCCAUGCACCUGACUCAGGCUCAAUCUAAGCCACCAGCACUGCAGACAUGCACUGCCCACAGUCACAAUCUACUGCACCAGCAAGGGUCAGCUCAGCUGAGCCCUGCCCACAGACCCUGUUUUUGAUAACGGGGAAUCAGGAAGCCAUUUGUUUUGCUGGACGUCCAAACCUGGUUUACAGCACUUUCAUUAGAGCAGAAUUCAGUCCUUUACACCUAGCCAGAUCAUGAAUAUAUUGAUUGAGACUUUGACUCUUAAAGGGGUCGUAUCAUGAUAUUUUGAAAUAAAAGUUAAUUGUACUAUGAAA